AUGCUUGGCGCAUGGCUAAGCUGUUGCUGCCGCAGCCGAGGUCGCACACUCCUUUUGCUAUGCUUCGUGUCAGUGACGGUCUUUGUUUUUCAGGUGAAGCAAGCAGAGCUCUUUGGGCAGGCGUCCUUUCGAAAUCCUUCUUUCGGAGAUCAUCUACUUCGCCGAGCUGUGCCCGAAACAACUACGAAUGCCACAUCCGUGAUACCAACAACCUCACAGGUUGAACUCCGAGCUUGUGAUGGUGAUCUUUCAUACUUCAUCCAGAAAGGAUUUAGCCUGCCAGUCCUCCUGCUGGCGCAUCGGCGAGCCGAGAGGCUCUUGGAAACAUUGAGGAGCCUGGCUGGCGUGCGUGGUUUCUCUGUGAACGACAUUCUCGUCUCCCAGGAUGGCAGUGACGAAGAGGUGGCCAAGGUGGUUGAUUCCAUGAAUAUCUCCCGGAUUUCCCACGAUGCGAAGCCGCCAGUGAACUCGGGCUGGAGAUCUGCAGCACUCAGGAUUGCCAGACACUAUCGAUGGAGCAUUGACGCUGCGUUCAAGCACUUCAAUCACACUCCGGGUAUCAUCAUCGUGGAAGAUGACCUGCGGUUUUCACCGGAUUUCUUGGAGUACUUUCAGGCUGCUGCGCCGGUUCUGGACUGUGACAGCACUCUUUGGAUCGUGUCUGCUUGGAACGACAACGGAUUCGACCACCUGGUCCGUGAGCCCAAAGGACUGCUACGGACGCAGUUCAUGCCUGGCUUAGGUUGGCUCAUGCUCCGCCGACUUUGGAAAGAGCUGCAGCCCAACUGGCCGAACGUUGACGAGAGACGACGGGAGGCGAAGAUGUGCAAUUGGGAUCACUGGCUCCGGAGUCCACAGCAGCACCAAGGUCGGUCCGUCCUCUAUCCACAAGUGCCCCGCGUUUUUCAUCAUGGCAGCAUCGGCACGUUCAUGAGCUUGGGCUUGCAUGAGCAGUACUUCCAGCACAUUUUUUACAACCAGGACAGCAAGAUCACGUGGCAACGCCCCACAGUGGACAGCCCUUGGCUGGAUUUGGCUGUCUCGGCUGCACGUCUUGAGCAGUAUGAGGACCGGAUCGUGUGGCAACUUCGGAGUGCAGAAACGCCACGAUCGAUGCCGGCUCUGGUCAAGGCAUUGGCGUCGGGAACAGCUUCCGUGCUGGCCAUAUGGAUCAACGUGAACCCAGAAGAUGUCAAGACGAGAAGUGGUGCCAAGCAGGGCUUCAGCAGCGUGGCCAAGUUCUUCGGACUUUGGCACGAGGGCCAGCGUGCUCUGUAUCGCGGUCUACACGAGUUCUGGUGGGGGAAGAAACAUGUGUUCCUGUUGAACUUGCAUCCGAAG
Messenger RNA from Symbiodinium necroappetens, 1341 nucleotides. NCBI's taxonomy places the organism in Eukaryota, Dinophyceae, Suessiales, Symbiodiniaceae. The record is from the annotation of a GenBank genome assembly.